Molecule: messenger RNA, 4528 nt
Organism: Perca flavescens (yellow perch)
Lineage: Eukaryota; Metazoa; Chordata; Actinopteri; Perciformes; Percidae
Product: pbx/knotted 1 homeobox 2
Exons: 11
Coding region: 338-1801 (487 amino acids)
Biological process (GO): regulation of DNA-templated transcription
Molecular function (GO): DNA binding
Source: RefSeq, a predicted model, not a curated record
GCGGCGGCUCCACCAACAAGCGUGGCUUUAAAGCCAGCUGUACUGUAAUUAGGAGACAAGCAGAGCUGUCUGUAAUUGGUAAACAAGUAGUCGGGGUUGUUUGCGGCUUCGUUAUGAACCUGAUGGUAUGUCGAGUGUUACUGUAAAAGGGCUCCGUGAUUGAGUCUGCGUUGCUUUGUUUUCUUUCUGCUUGGUAGCACUGUUAGAUCACUCGGUAUUAAUACAUCAUCGGGGCUGACUGUCAGCUCCGUGCAAUCCAUGCAGAGGGAGACUGAGGGGAGAUGGAGCAGAGCAACGCGUUAGUAAAUGGAGAAGGGUCCAGAUGUGCAGCUAACCCAUGAUGCAACAUGUGUCCCCAGCACCUGCAGUGACAAUGAUGGCCACCCAGAGCAUUCCUCCACCAUCGUACCAGGAGAGCCAACAGAUGACGGGCACCACUCAGCAGAACACCAAGACCCCACAGGUCCAUAUCCCAGCAGCCUCUGCAGCAGCAAAUACCUCUGUCAGUGUGACCCUUGACCCCCAGGCCCAGCUUGAGUCCGACAAGAGGGCCGUUUACAGACAUCCAUUGUUCCCUCUGCUGGCGCUGUUGUUUGAGAAAUGUGAGCAGGCCACGCAAGGAUCUGAAUGCAUCACAUCAGCCAGCUUUGAUGUGGACAUCGAAAACUUUGUGCAUCAGCAGGAGCGAGAACAUAAGCCCUUCUUCAGUGAAGAUCCAGAGCUGGACAACUUGAUGGUGAAGGCCAUUCAGGUGUUGCGAAUCCACCUAUUAGAGUUAGAGAAGGUCAAUGAGCUCUGUAAAGAUUUCUGCAACCGUUACAUCACCUGCCUCAAGACCAAGAUGCACAGCGACAACCUCCUCCGUAAUGACCUCGGAGGACCCUACUCUCCGUCACACACCAGUCUCAACAUGCAGCAGGAACUAAUUCAGACCUCCUCUCCAUCCAUGACCUCUGUCUCCAGCUCUGUUAACCCUUCAGGGAUAUUGGUGCCCGCCGGGGGUCUGCAACAGAGCAAUGUCGCCAUGACUACCAUCAACUCUCAAGUGGUAUCGGGUGGGACCCUGUACCAGCCGGUUGCCAUGGUGACAUCGCAAGGGCAAGUGUUAACGCAGGCACUGCCGCCGGGAACCAUUCAGAUCCAGAACUCCCAGGUGAACGUGGACCUGUCGUCCCUGUUGGACAGCGAAGACAAAAAGUCCAAGAAUAAGAGGGGGGUCCUGCCCAAACAUGCCACCAACAUCAUGCGCUCCUGGCUCUUUCAGCAUCUCAUGCACCCGUACCCGACAGAAGAUGAGAAAAGGCAGAUUGCAGCACAAACAAAUCUAACCCUUUUGCAAGUCAACAACUGGUUCAUCAACGCCCGCCGGCGUAUCCUCCAGCCCAUGUUGGACGCCAGUAACCCGGACCCAGCUCCUAAAGCCAAGAAGAUGAAGUCCCAGCACCGUCCGACACAGCGCUUCUGGCCGGACUCCAUCGUGGCGGGAGUUCUGCAGACGCACAGAUCAGGAAACAACUCAGACAACCCACUGAGCAUAGACAGCCUCCAGUCCCUGUCCUCAGACUCGGCCACCCUGGCCAUGCAGCAAGCCAUGCUGGGAGCCGACGACUCCAUGGACGGCAGCGAGGACGAGGAGGAAGAGGAGGAGGAAGAGGAGGAAGGAAUGGAAGAGGAAGAGGAGGACGAGGAGGACGAGGAGGAGGAAAAUGAGACGGGGAGACAGAUGGCCAGCGGAGGAGGAGGAGGAGGAGGAGGAGGAAGGAGAGAUCUGCGCAUGGAGCACCAAGAGGAACUGGAAUAGGCCACCACAGGAAGAGACUGUAUGAACUUUGACCUGAGCUGUCCCCAAAAUACGCCUCAUUCAAACUAGGACAGCUUUGAUGAGAGGGGACUCUGGAGCGCACGCGUGGCAUAUUAGGUUUUGUCCAAAUUCAUCAGAGACUCUAAUGCAGAGCCACCAUGGAGUGUAACGAUGAAUAGGUGUUGUUUCAUUUAUACUAUUGUAUGUUCUCAUGCAGUGAGCUCUUGAAAUAUUCGGAUAGUAGCACAUUUUUUUUACUCCAUAGCUCCUGUUUUUGUAUGGACAGAAAUGGCACAAAGGUUGGAAAGAUUUUACUGCCAGUUUUAAAUGAAGACGUUUGAACCACUUUAGAGUAACAGUUGAAGGAGUCUGAUACUCUCAGAAAGCCAUGACAUUUUUAAGUCUGUUAAACGAGAAAACAGGAGAACGAUGAGUCUCGAGUAGUUGCACAUGCACAUCAACAAACUGCAGUAAAAGAAAAAAAAUUUGCACAGUGAGAUUUUUUGACUGUACGUGAAAAACAACUACUCAAAUUGAAUGUAAUCUUGGCAUCGUGAAAUGAGUUACAAAAAGCAGCUUUUGAAAAAGUGCUCUCAAUUUUCCAACCGACCGUCUGCACCUUAACUUUGCAGUCCUUGUGUCAUUUUGCUUCCUAGAAUAAGAGCGAGGAGCUAAAAGAAAGCUGAAAUGCUGUCCAAAUAUCUGCAGAAGUGACUAUAUGCGUUUGGCUUCCACUGCUGGGACAUCAUUCACGCCUUUUAAAAUGACUCAUAGGUUCUCAGGUCGAACGGCACUCAUUCGGCGAGUUUCUUCCUCAUGAGCGAGACACUUGACUCAUUGCUGCAGCAAACCUUUUAGAGCAUGACUUUAAAACAAUGUUAGAUCAUUUCUUUCGUUCAUUUUUCUUCUCCCACGAGCAAAGAAAAACGUAGUGAACCCGUGUAUGCUGACUGCACAUAUAGGUAGGUAUGUAUAUCAGAUUUUUCAUAUGUUUGCAUUCUGGUGUUGAAGGGGUUUGCAUAUUUAUUCUAUUUUCUUUUUUUUUUGCGUGGCCUCAGAAGGUAGCUUUAAGGAACAACAUGACGAUGACAGUUGCUUCUGCAUAUACGGUAACCAGGGUGCGAUUUGUGUUGAUCACGCACGACAAAACAAAACAUGCAAGAAUUAAAUCCCCCUUCCAAUAACAUGGAGAGGCAGUACGGUGGCUCAGUGGUUAGCACUUCUGCCUCACAGCAAGAAGCUUCCGGGUUCGAACCCAGGUCGUCCCAGGCCUUUCUGUGUGGAGUUUGCAUGUUCUCCUCGUGCUUGCGUGGGUUUGCUCCGGUUUCUUCCCAUCGUAAAGACAUGUAUGCUAGGCAACUAGGACUACAGUUGAAAAUUAUCCAAUUGGCUAACACUGGUGCAUUUACCAAAAUGUUCAUUAAUGUGCAUUGUCCUAAUAAAAUAAAUUAAAUAUAGUGCCACUCGGUCACACCACAUCACUUAAUUAUGCACUUCAAUAUUCAAUGGAAAACACAGCGCUUUCAAGCCAGAGAGCGGAGUUCAAUUCACGGCAAAAAAAAAGUACGUUCACCCAGGAAACGCUCGUUCGUUCCUCGUGGAUUGUCAUAAUCCAAAUCUUAUUGGCGAUCUUUUUCAUGAACUUAACGAGUCGUUUUGCUGUCUAAACUUAACUGUCAUUGCCACAUGACGCUCACUUUUUUCUGACUAACCUCCACUACCACGGCCCCUGAAUGGACCAUCAUCUGGUGGUGCCUGUAGCCGGCUCUCAGUCACCUGUUGGCGGCUGAACAACUGCUGGUAGCCGGCGUCCCGGAGCUCUGUAGAGGCUAAAUACAACCAGCAGCUGCUAAUCUGAUUUUAUCAUUCUAUCGCACUAUAGACUGUUCACGUUACAGCGCUUUACUAAGUUUAAAAUACUUUUAGGUAUAUAAUAGAUGGUCUAUUAGUGAAGUAGCAUUGAUCACUUUGAGGGGGGGGAUACAUUUUGUCCCCACUGGGGAUAUGUAGACCAGAACGGGUAAUAUCCCACGCAACCCCCCACCCGGAAAAUCGCACCCUGACUGUAGGUUUGGCAAACUUUCUGAAUAAUGCUAUGUGUUAGCCGGUGGCCAUGAACGUACUUGACUUCAACCAUCAAGUCGGUCUUUUGCUUGCUAGUGUUUUUUUGUUUUUUUUGUUGUGACCUUUGUGAUUCUGUCCCAGAAUAAGAGGAUGGCGAGCAGCGCCAGUCACUCCAAACUGUCUCCGCCACAGCUCAACACAGAGACGCCCAAUGACUUUGGAAUCCCCAACCCGACAGAUCCAGCGUCUUUUUACUGACAAACCUUUUCAAGGAGACAAAAAGAGACAGAAAGAGAGGACGGAAACUCAGUGGAAACGUCUCUUUCAGUUUCACGUGACGGAUUUUGAAGAAACUGUGAAACAAUGUCAGCUCUCUGUUUUGUACUAAAACACGCAAAUGGAGUCGCUCGUUUCUAAUGUGAAGAUGUCUAGAAAAAGAAAAAAAAACCAUGUUAAAUUGAAUGUUCUGAUUGUUCAUUGUGAAGUAUGUUGCUCAUUAAUAUUCUUUUCUUGAUUGCUUUUUUUUUUUUUUUUUUUUUUAAAUGGAUCUUCCGGAGCAAGUGACAGACAAUAGGGACUAUUUCUAUUUCAUUUGUACACUUGGUUGUCAUAAUCUAUUGUGUUUCAAUAGACCGAUUUUAAUAAUUAAAACAUGUAAAGGUA